Molecule: messenger RNA, 1918 nt
Organism: Pygocentrus nattereri (red-bellied piranha)
Lineage: Eukaryota; Metazoa; Chordata; Actinopteri; Characiformes; Serrasalmidae
Product: hemicentin-2-like
Exons: 10
Coding region: 138-1343 (401 amino acids)
Biological process (GO): interleukin-15-mediated signaling pathway; T cell activation; positive regulation of ERK1 and ERK2 cascade
Cellular component (GO): membrane raft; external side of plasma membrane
Molecular function (GO): protein tyrosine kinase binding; MHC class II protein binding
Source: RefSeq, a predicted model, not a curated record
CCCUCCCUCUCUCUCUCUCUCUCUCUCCCUCCCUCCCUCUCUCUCUCUCCCUCCCUCCCUCUUUCUCUCAGUUCAGUUCACUGCUUCUCUGAUCGGAGACUCUUUCUCAGCUUUGCUCCUGAGCUGGAUGGGCAGAAAUGUCGUCAUCAGAAACCCUCCUCUGGAUCACUUUGGCUCUGUGUGCAGCCACUGGAGGAUCUGAGGUGCUCUACAAGAAACGUGGACAGGAGGUGACGAUGGACUGUGGUGAUGUAGGCACAAGGACAGCAAAUUAUGCGGAAUGGAAACACAACAGUGUCCUCGUCUUUAAAAUUAAUACCAAAAGGGGAGGUGUAAUCAAAGGGAGCGCUGCUGUUGCUAAGAAGGCAAAGCCAAUUGGAGACAGCCUGAAGAUUCCUUCAGUGGAGGCCGGUGACACUGGAGUCUACACCUGCAGUGGAGUUGAUAUAAACGGGAACCAAAUCAAAAAGGAGCACAAACUGCAUGUUGUGUCAGUCUCUGUGAGUCCUUCAGACACUGUGCUGAUCCCCUCUGGUGUGACCCUGAGGUGUGACGUUGAAGGAGACUCAACAGCGCAGGUUCAGUGGAAGAAGCCUUCAGGUGCUGAACAUCAUGGAAGCCCCGGCAACACCGUAACCCUGGAAUCUGUGACAUUGGAUGAUGCCGGCCAGUGGACCUGUCAGAUCAAAGAUAACGGGGGGAAAGAGGUGGGGAAGAUAGAACAGGUCAUCACUGUUGUAGGCCCUCUACAAGCCCCUGAGCAAGUUUCAGGUCUUACAGGAGGCACUGUACAACUACCAUGUUCCUUGCCCAUUUUGAGUAGUCUGACUAUAGAUGGAGUGAGGUGGACACAUGAGUCCCCUGCUGACUUCCAUCUCCUAAAUUUAACAAAAGUUUCAAGUUCAAAAGUCAAGUUUGCUGCCGACCCCCGCAGCGGCAACUUUACUGCGACACUGACAAAAUUAAAGCCUUCUGACACUGGAGUGUAUGUCUGCACUGUAGAUGUGAAAGGACAGACUCGGACAAAGAAGCUGACUCUGACGGUACAGGGAGGGACCACUGCUGCUACCGUGAAGGACCCAACCACUGUAGGAUUGUGGGUCUGGGUCGCCGUAGCAAUAGCCGGCGUAUUUCUGAUUCUGCUGGCUGUUGUCACUACACUUAUUUAUCACAGGAACAGACGUAUGAGGAGAAAGGUGAGAAAACUGAGGUCUGUGCGGCAGCCGCUCACAAACAGGACUUACUGCCAGUGUGACAGGCCUGUAAGACAGCCUCAUCCAGCGGGAAAGAAGGAGAGACCACCUCCACUACCCAGAUAUCAAUAUGACGUUAUGAGUGAAUAACAUCAGACAGUACGAUGACAUUGAGACUGAUAAUAAUACAGAGAGGAAUGGAGUUUCAGACACGCCCAAAAAUGAAAAGAAAUUUGUUUUCCUGAGAUUAAACUUUCAUUUCAGCUUCAUGUAUUAGCCACAAUGCAAUGUUAGCAUGGCCAUAUGCAGCUGCAAAUAAAGCCAUAAACAAAGCUGCAAAUAACUGCCUUGAAAUGAAUGUGAAUAUAUAUUGAUGUAUCAUGAGCUCUGAAAUAUUCCCAUUAAGCCUUAGUCAUUGGAAAAAAUGCAGAUUAGCUUUCAUACAGUCUGGUUCCUGUGGCUGCUCUUUCAUUUCUGCUUCAUGUUUUAGCUCCAGUGUGAUGUUAACAAGUGGACUCUUCUCUGAUGUCGUAUCUUUAUGUCUGUCAUUUGUAAAUACUAUAUUUUCCAGAAUGUUUGCAGGAUAAUGAUAACGUGCUACACUCACAAGCCACUUAAUUAGGUACACCUUGCUAGUAAAAGGUUGGACCCCCUUUUGCCUUCAGAACUGCCUUAAUUCUUCAUGGCACACUUUCAACAAGGUGUUGGAAACGUUCCUCAGAGAU